Messenger RNA from Scatophagus argus, 1807 nucleotides. It is a transcript of the gene hat1, whose product is annotated as histone acetyltransferase 1. NCBI's taxonomy places the organism in Eukaryota, Metazoa, Chordata, Actinopteri, Scatophagidae. Bases 134 to 1360 code for a protein of 408 amino acids. Gene Ontology annotation, cellular component: nucleus. The transcript has 11 exons. Gene Ontology annotation, biological process: subtelomeric heterochromatin formation. Gene Ontology annotation, molecular function: histone binding; histone H4 acetyltransferase activity. The record is from RefSeq and is a predicted model, not a curated record.
UUUUCAGAGACGUUAUGUCGAAGUUUACGGAAGCCGUUGAAAAAACUACAUCCUGUUUCCACACGGACCCGGAAGUUGUCCUGAUUCCGCGGGUCUUUUGGGACAACGCAGCUCUACACAACAGUGUGCAGAAAUGGCGGGCGUAAAUACUAUGGAGAAAAAACUGGCUGAAUACAAGUGUGACACCAACGAAGCUAUAUCCUUGAAACUGGUUCGUUUCCCAGAGGAUGUUGAUGAUGAUGGCACAACAUUCCACCCUGAGUACAGCCACCAGCUUUUUGGGGACGAUGAGGUUGCUUUUGGAUACAAAGGUCUUCAGAUACAGCUCUUCUACACUGCUGGAAACCUGAGCACCCUCUUCAAAGUGAAAUAUUCCUCAAAAGUCACUGAGGCAUUUGAUUGUGUGGAGCCCGAUGACGUUGAAGGGAAGAUUCGGGAAAUUGUGCCUGCCGGGUUCACCUGCAACACUGAUGACUUCAUCUCACUGCUGGAGAAGGAGGCCAAUUUUAAGCCCUUUGGCACCCUGCUUCACACGUACACAGUCCACAGCGAGGAGGCUGGAGAGCUCACAUACCAGAUUCACAAGGCUGAUAUUACCUGUCCGGGAUUCCAAGAGUACCACGAGCGCCUGCAGACCUUCCUCAUGUGGUUCAUAGAGACCGCCAGUUUCAUCGACGCAGACGACGAUCGUUGGGACUUCUUUCUUGUAUUUGAAAAGUACAAUAAAGAUGGGGAGACUCUCUACGCAACUGUUGGCUACAUGACAGUUUAUAAUUACUAUGUGUACCCAGACAAAACCCGACCACGUGUAAGCCAAAUGUUGAUCCUGCCUCCGUUCCAAGGAGAGGGGCAUGGAGCUCAGCUUCUGGAGGCAGUGCACAGGUUUUACUGCAGCCUGCCCAAAGUGCAAGACAUCACAGCUGAAGAUCCCUCUGAGAACUACGUGAAGCUGAGAGACUACGUGCUGGUCAAGCUCUGUCAAGGCCUGCCAUCCUUCGCUGCAGACAAGCUGCACCUCGGCUUCUCAGAUGAAAUGGUCAAAGAGGCCCAAGACAAGUUGAAAAUUAACAAGAAACACGCGCGGCGAGUGUACGAAAUCCUGCGUCUGAGAGCAACAGACAUGAGUGAUGAAGACAAAGCGAGAGAGUACCGUCUGGAGGUGAAGAAGAGGCUAUUUGGACCCUACAGGAAGAACCAGAGGGAGCUGGCAAAGAUGAGGAAGUGCCUGCGGCCGGAGGAGCUGGUGUCCCACAUGGGUCAGAUGGACACUCAGACGCAGCACGAGGAGCUGGAGAAGAGUUAUCAGGUGGUUGUGGAAGAAUACAGGAGAAUCAUUGAGAGGCUUGCGUCGCAGGCCUGAUCAGACUCUGAGAUGCUGCUGGACUGGAACCCAUCCUCUCAACAUACAGGUGGUCUGUCGUGUCUUUACAAAGCCCACAUCACCACAGACUUUAGCUGCGACCAAGAAGAAACUUACAGUUUUAAUUAAAGCGUGUUACAAGUGUUAUUGUGGCUGAGACGGGUGAUAGGUUGCGGAGGGGAAAGACCUGUCUGUUUUCCCAGCUGAUGUUGAUACAGUAGACGAGAAUCGGGGCAGCUGGAGGGUGAGACUUCCUGUUUUUCCCCCCACGUCUUUAAUCACAUUGUGUGAGAUUAACUGAUACGUAAUAUUUCACAGGUGAUAGGAGGUCCACUACCCUGCAGAGGAUCCCCGCCUCUCCUCCAUCGUUGACCUUUUGACAAAACAAUUCCUGAUGUUUGUUUUGAAGCACUUCAUACUGAAAAUAAAAAAAAAUUGUUUUGUAAA